This is a messenger RNA of Callithrix jacchus (white-tufted-ear marmoset), 2177 nucleotides long. RefSeq names its product proline rich 35 (gene PRR35). The record is from RefSeq and is a predicted model, not a curated record. Lineage: Eukaryota; Metazoa; Chordata; Mammalia; Primates; Cebidae.
UUUUUUUUUUUGGUGCCCUGCACUUUGCUGCACUGGCCACUCUGCAAGUGUGCAUGGGGAGGAGCCAAAGGAUGGGGCCGGGGCUGUGCAGGGAGGAGGCAGGGGGCCCCCUGGGCUCCUGUCCCCGGAGCUUCUGGAGCCCUGCAUGGAGAGCAGUGUGGAGUGGGCUGGGCGCUGACUGUGGCCCCAUCUGCAGGUGGCCGUGGUGCCCGGGCCUGCCCCAUAGCAGGCUGCCAUGUCUCGGGAGGCGGGCUCGUGCCGCGUGGGCACAGGGGCGAGGGCGCGGUCUCGGAAGCCGAAGAAGCCACACUACAUCCCGCGGCCCUGGGGCAAACCCUACAACUACAAAUGCUUCCAGUGCCCAUUCACCUGCCUGGAGAAGUCACACCUCUACAAUCACAUGAAGUACAGCCUCUGCAAAGACUCCCUCUCCCUGCUGCUGGACUCCCCGGACUGGGCGUGCCGCCGCCGCCCCACCACGCCCCGGCCCCGCGCACCCACCCCAGACCGCCCUGGGGAGUCCGACCCUGUCAGGCUGCCCCGAGGAGCGCGGCCCCCAGAUGCUGCCCGCACGCCUGACCACGUUGUGGAUGCCGUUGUCCACUCCCUGCACCGUGGCAGGGGCCCCAAGCCCGGGGCCCAGGGGUCCCCAGGGCCACCACCCCCUGGGGCUAGGGCCACCAGGAAAGGUCCCAGCCCAGGUGGGCUCCUGCCUGAGUCGUGGAAGCCAGGGAUGGGAGGGGGCCCAAGGGGCGUGGCUGUGGGGGACGUGGCCUCAGCAGGCCCUGAAGGCAGCAUCCCCUGCUUCCCCCCACCUACUCCAGGGGAGUUCCCCGAGGCCCAUAGCCUCCACCUGUCCCUGCUGGGUGUCAACUACCCACUCAGCCCGGGCCUCUUCUCCUACCUGGGGCCCUCACUGGCCGCUGCGGCCCACGUGCCCUUCCUGGCCUCAGCCAGCCCCCUGCUGCCCCCGGCUGCAGCAUUCCCAGCCCCGCAGCCCCCUCAGCGCCCCCCGCUUGUCCCCCGUCUGUACUACCCGCUGCUCCUGGAGCACACUCUGGGGCCGCCCACAGGCAAAGCUGUUCUUGCCAAGGCCCCUGUCCCUCCGAAGGGUCUCCCUGGGACUCUGGCUCCUGGCCUGCUGAAGGCACCGGUUCCAGGGCUGGGGCCGUGGCCCCGAGUCACCCCCAGAGACUCAGGGCAGGAGGGGGAGUUGGAGCGGGUAGCCCAGAGUGACCCCAGGAGGAGGCUGUCCCUGGGAAGCAGGCUGGAGCUCCCGAAGGCGCCCCCCGGUCUCACAAAGUUCUGUUCCCGGAGCAGCCUGCCCACCGACUCCUCUGCGAUGAUGUGGCCUCAGGACAGGGAGCCAGGCGGCCCUGAGACCCCCGGCCCCGAGGGUCCCUUCCCCCUGCAGCCACGGGGCCCGGCGCCGGGAAGCCCAGGGCGCGUGGGUGAGGACCUGACCCGGGCCCUCGGUGACUACGCCAGUUUAGAGCGACGCCUCGGGCAGCUGGUGCCCGCUGGGGGUCUAGCCCCGAGUCCCCUGCGGGAGCAGCUGGGCAAGAUCCGCCUGGAGCUGCUCACCAUUCACCAGGCACUGGAGCAGGCCUCGAGGCUGCCUGACGCACCCCUCGACCUCUCUGUGAAACGGGGGCCUGCCAAGGGGCCUGAGGCUCUUGGAGAGGCCUGGGGGCAGCCCGAGCUAGGUCCCAUGUUGGCUGGAGGGACCCCUGAGCCACCCAGCAUGCUGGGCCCCGAAGCACCCGAAGCCUUCUCUGGCCAUACCACCAAGUGUGAAGCUGACUCCAGUGUCCCCCCACCAGGGCUCCCUCUCCCGGCCCCAGACGACCCUGUCCUUCCUGGCAGUGGCUGGGGCACCUGUGUUGGGACGGGGAGCUCCCAGACCCCAGAGGCUGUCUGCCGCCUGCAGGGCCCCCCGGGAGCUGAGGUCUGACCUGCAGCACCUGCGGUCUGUCUGUCUCGGCCCCCAGUGUGCCCGACCCUCACCUGGUCCAGCCCCGUGGCCAAGGCCUGGGACCCGUCCCCCGUCAGCAUGCAUGUGGAUAGACCCCCUCGGGCCGUGGCCAAGGCUUGUCCCUGGGGCCACACAGGGAGGGGGAGGUCACGGUUAUUUAUUAAUCACAACUGUGGACAUUAAAACAGAAACUGUCUUCACA